AAACAUGGCCGCGCUCUGUGUCAACAUUGAUUGUUUCUCGAGAUAUUUUGGAGUUUUUAAAUAAGUUUAAUAACUAUGAGUCGAAACAAAAUGAAACACAUUGUUCAAGAAAGGAUAUAGAUUAUGAAUAUGUCUUUGUUGUGUAUUUGCGUCAAGAAAGCCAAAUUGGUGGGGAACACAGGCUCUGUCACAGGAAGUGAGACCGGUUCCCUACCACAUUCCCAGUCAGUUGGGAACCAGCUUGCUUCCAUCACAGAGCGUUUUAAUACCUACGUAGUACUGAAACUCCAGAAUGUCAAAUCAACAACGAUCCUUGUCAAGGGAAACAACCCAUGUUGGGAACAGGACUUUAUGUUUGAGACAGACCGACUGGACACGGGCAUGAUAGUGGAGGUGUGGAACAAGGGGAUGCUCUGGGACAAGCUGAUAGGCCUGCACUGGCUUCCUCUGCGCACUGUCCACUUCUCAAACCAGGAAGGUGACGGCAAAUGGAUGACACUGGACAGUGAGCUUAUCAUGCAGAAUGGAGAGAUCAAGGGAACACGCUUCCCGACCGGCCACAGUGUGCUCAUAGACGCCCGCUUUGAGAUUCCAUAUGAGGCGGUGGCUGAUCUUCCAGAACACGAGGCAAUCAAGUUGAAGGAAAAACUAGAGGAACUCAACAACAUGGAUGCAGAGAUUCUACAGAGCAAAGAAUUGUCCAAGAGACAGAGCUACUCACAGUCUGGCAUGUCUGAGGACAGUGACUACACAAGUGACAUCAACUACCCACUGCCCCACCAGCACAAUAGCUCCGCCCACCAGUUCCGGGGAGAGCCUAACUUUCCCCUGAACCGCGACCGCAUGUAUGGUAGGGAGUCCCCUCCCUAUAACUCUUACAAUCGAGACCAGUAUGAACGAGCAGGCUCGUUUGAGCGGAUAGAUCAGUAUGAACAACGGGGGUCUUACGAACAUGUGGAUUCUUUUGACCAGCGGUCAUUUGAAAGGGACUAUAUGGAGUCAGAGAGGGGGGAUUCGUUUGAACGGACUGAGUCUUUUGAGCGGGACUAUGACAGAGAGUCUGAUCACUAUGCUUAUGAACCCUCGGACCCAGAGUACGAGCGAUCGCUCCGUGAUGACAGGUAUGAGCCGAAUGAGUUUGACCCGAGGGUCAGGGAUUAUGACCUGCGCUCACAACAUAGCUCAAAUAGGGAUUACGAUGGUGAAUAUGAUCAGGAAUCCAUGUAUUCCCAGGAUGAGUAUGAGAACACUUUAACAAACGAAAACAGUCUAAGAGGUGAACAAAAUAAAUAUCGGCACCGCCACACUGACUCUAGUGAGCUUAGGCAAAGUGAUACACGAUUGGACCGGUCAGGGCGGUUUGAUUCUCAGGACCGCCUUGGCGAAGUGAGCCAGUCUUCACGAGGGUCCCAGCUGGGCAUGCAUGAACCCAGCAGUCCGUUUCUCGCUCACGGUCGCAGUGACACGGACUCGGAGUUUGGACUGUCUUACAACAGCCGACCCAACCCUCGUCAGACCAAGGCUUCAUUACCUGCCUCUCACAGGCCAGGCUUUGGGAGUCCCCACGGCAGCCAGGUGAGCCAUGGCAGUCGUAUAUCAUCAGUCACCCAGCACAGUACUCAAGAUUUCAGUCCAUUGAACAGUAGGUCUUCCACGAGUCGCCAGAGCAACAGUGACGGGGAGCUGUCGUUCUCUCAUCAUGUCAACCACCUGAUGCCCUCCCCAGCACGUGCACGCUGGAUAGAUGCCUUCAACAAAGUCUGUGCUCAAUUCAAUGCUGUGCCAAUUGACCUUUGGAACAGGACUGGUACUCUGGUGGAUGGCAACACUAGCGUAGUGCAUGGACACAUCAACGACUCAAGAUCCUGGAUGAACCACUCUGGAGUUUUUCCUGGUCAUAACGACAUCUACACUUCCAUCGACAGCAUGCCUGAGAUCAAGCCUCCCUCACGUAAAUCAGUGAUCCUCGUCAGCGACUUGUUGAGCCUCCGGGUGACGAUGCAAGCCACCAAGAGGAAUGCAGUCCCUUCAGCAAUGGUUGCACGCCAAUCAUUGAAUGAUGAGGAGCUGAAAAUGCACGUGUACAAGAAGACACUCCAGGCACUGAUCUACCCGAUCUCCAGUACUACGCCCCACAACUUCUACGUAUGGACGGCCACCUCUCCCACAUACUGCUUCGAGUGCGAGGGCCUACUGUGGGGCAUAGCGAGACAGGGUGUACGCUGCACCGAGUGUGGGGUCAAGUGCCAUGAGAAAUGCAAGGACCUUCUCAAUGCUGACUGCUUGCAGAUUCUUGGUCGUAAGCGGAUAAAGUACAGAGCUGCGGAGAAGAGCUCCAAGCAUGGCGCUGAGGACAAGACUAACAACAUCAUCAAGGCCAUGAGGGACCGCAUGAAGCUACGGGAGAGGAACAAGCCUGACAUAUUUGACCAAAUCAGUCAAGUAUUCAAUGUAGACAAGAAAUCACACUCAGGCCACAUGAAGGCAGUCAAACAGAGUGUGCUUGAUGGAACUUCCAAAUGGUCAGCCAAAAUUGCAAUAACAGUGAUUUGUGCGCAAGGUUUGAUUGGUAAGGACAAGACGGGAACCAGUGACCCCUAUGUUACAGUGCAAGUGGGGAAAGUUAAGAAACGCACCAAGACUGUGCCACAGGAUCUCAACCCAGAGUGGCAUGAAAAGUUCUACUUUGAAUGCCAUAACUCAUCAGACAGAAUCAAAGUCAGAGUUUGGGAUGAAGACAAUGACCUUAAAUCAAAGUUGCGACAAAAACUGACACGAGAGUCAGAUGACUUUCUGGGUCAGACUAUAAUUGAAGUGCGCACGCUCAGUGGCGAAAUGGACGUGUGGUACAAUCUGGAGAAGCGCACAGACAAGUCUGCAGUGUCAGGCGCCAUACGUCUGCACAUUAGUGUGGAGAUCAAAGGGGAGGAGAAAGUGGCCCCGUAUCACGUACAGUACACUUGCCUGCACGAGAACCUAUUCCAUUUCCUGUGCGAGCUGACAGGCGGGACUGUGAAGCUUCCAGAGUCCUCGGGGGUAAAACAAAAAUUAAUAGUAAAUUAUCGAGUUGCUGAUCUGCUGCAAAUGCUGGUGAUGAACAGAACUGUAACUACCAGAAUUGAUGAGGAUGAGGCGUGGAAGACAUAUUUUGAUGAACCUGCUCAAGAAAUCGUGGAUGAGUUUGCAAUGCGCUAUGGGAUAGAGUCAAUCUACCAGGCCAUGACUCACUUCUCGUGCCUGUCCACCAAGUACAUGUGCCCAGGGGUCCCUGCUGUGAUGAGCACUCUGCUUGCAAACAUCAACGCCUUCUAUGCACACACCACAGCCACCACUGCUGCUGUCUCAGCCAGCGACAGAUUUGCUGCCUCAAACUUUGGGAAAGAGAAAUUUGUCAAACUGCUGGAUCAGCUUCACAAUUCCCUAAGGAUUGACCUCUCCGUUUACAGGAACAAUUUCCCAGCCUCUGACCCCACCCGGCUCCAAGACCUGAAGUCCACAGUGGAUCUGCUCACCAGUAUAACAUUCUUCAGAAUGAAGGUACAAGACUUGACCAGUCCACCCCGCGCCAGUGCCGUCGUGAAGGACUGUGUGAUAGCCUGCAUGAAAUCUACCUAUCAGUUCCUCUUUGACAACUGCUGUGACCUGUACCGACGGGAGUUCCAGGUGGAAAACAAUACAGAGAACGAGAAUCCAGAGCAAGAGGGCCCGAGCGCAAAGAACCUUGGGUUCUGGCACAAGCUGAUAGCUCUGAUAGUGUCGGUGAUUGAGGAGGACCGUAACAGCUACACACCUGUGCUCAACCAGUUCCCACAGGACCUGAAUGUGGGGCAGGUCAGCGCUGCUAUCAUGUGGGACCAGUUUUCUCAGGACCUCAACUAUGCCUUGCAAGAACAUGAGAAGAGCAAGACCUGCAAGAGCACUGACUACAUGAACCUGCACUUCAAGGUCAAGUGGCUGUACAGCAAGUACAUUGCAGAGAUUCCACAGUACAAGAACAAUGUGCCAGAAUACCCUGCUCUGUUUGAACCAUUUGUGAUGCAAUGGCUGAACGAGAAUGACGACAUCUCUCUGGAGUUCCAACAUGGAGCCUACCAGAGAGACAAACGUGAUGGGUUUCAGAAAAGCUCUGAGCAUGCCCUGUUCUCCACCAGCGUGGUGGACGUGUUCACGCAGCUCAACCAGUGCUUCGACGUCAUACGCAAACUGGAGUGUCCUGAUCCACAGAUGCUGAAACGCUGCAUGGAAAGAUUUGCUAAUACGGUGAACAAGGUGCUGCUGGCCUAUGCAGACAUAGUACGCAAGGAUUUCAAGGAGUACACCAGUCACCAGAAAGUGGCCUGUAUCCUGAUGAACAACAUUCAGCAACUCAGAGUGCAGUUAGAGAAGGUCUUUGAGUCGAUGGGAGGCGAGAAACUGGACCCUGACGCUGCCAACAUUCUCAAGGAGCUACAGCAGAAACUUAACGGUGUACUCGAUGAACUCAGCAACAUCUUCGCCAAGUCACUCGAGCCACAGAUACAGCAGAGCAUGCAGGAGCUAGGCUCACUACUGUGCAAGGUGAAGGGCACAGGUCAGGUGUCACUCAACCAGCCGUCCCAGCGUACCACCAUACAGCAAGAGAGUGACAUCGUGCUCAGACCCCUGAUGGACCUCCUGGAUGGAAGCCUGUCCAUGUUUGCUCAAGUGUGUGAGAAAACUGUGCUGAAGCGCUUGCUCAAGGAAUUGUGGAGAAUAGUUAUGUACACAAUGGAAAAGACAGUGGUGUUACCUCCCUUGUCAGACCCCAGGCAGCUGCUAGUGUUGCCCAGUGGUGCGCAGGCUAAGAUAGAGGAUGUGUCUCGACUCUUCCUCAAUCAUGUUAGCCAAAUGCCAAUGACUGUCCCCAAUGUGAUCCAGGACAUGUCCAAAGAAGCGGAGAAGAACCUGACACCAAAGCAGUGUGCAGUGUUGGACGCGGCGCUCGAGGCAAUCAAGAUCUACUUCCACGCUGGAGGUCAGGGGCUCAAGAAGAACUUCCUGGAGAAGAGCUCCGAGCUACAGUCCCUCCGCUAUGCCCUUUCCCUGUACACACAGACGACAGACACGCUCAUCAAGACGUUUGUUGGCUCCCAGACAAACCAGGAUGCGCCGAGUCAACGGGAAGUGGUGGGGGAGGUCUCCAUUCAGGUUGACCUGUUCACUCAUCCCGGAACUGGUGAACACAAGGUCACCGUUAAAGUGGUUGCUGCCAACGACCUGAAGUGGCAGACGACAGGAAUGUUCAGGCCUUUUGUGGAGGUGAACAUGAUUGGGCCACACCUGAGUGACAAGAAACGCAAACACACCACAAAAUCCAAGAGCAACAACUGGUCACCAAAAUUUAAUGAAACUUUUCAUUUCAUUCUGGGUAAUGAAGAUGAGCCCAGCUCAUACGAGCUGCACAUCUGCGUGAAGGACUACUGCUUUGCUCGAGAGGAUCGCCUUAUUGGCAUGUCCGUGAUGCAGCUCCGUGAUAUCUCUGAGCAGGGAAGCUGUGCAUGCUGGUGCGCUCUGGGAAAGCGUCUGCAACUAGAUGAGACCGGCUGGACCAUUUUGCGCAUCCUGUCGCAGCGAACCAACGAUGAAGUGGCCAAGGAGUUUGUUAAGUUGAAGUCUGAGGUGCGCCAUCUAGAGGAACAUAUGCUUGAGAAAAAGUAGUCCCCAUGCUAGAAAAUAGGUUUUGGACCAGGUGGCCACUGUAGAAAUACAUAUGUCAACAAAAGUAGCCCUUAUGUUGGAGAAGUAAUCCAUGACCAGGUGGCCACCUUUAAACAAACAUAAGUCAGAAAAAAAAUUCCCAUCUGAUUAGUUGUCUGAUGGUGAAAUCCGCUACAAAGUGUUGUGUUCAUUGAAAUAAUUUGUUGAAACAACUAUACAUGCAUUUUAGGCUUAAACAUAUAAUGUAACGAUAUGCAGUUGAGCUGUGUUUUAUGAUGCAAAUUUGUAUAUAGAAUGUAGAAAGAUAGCUUACUGGUAUGUUUAAUUGUUAUUCUUUAUCUACACAUUAAUUCUAUAAUAUUAAUAACCAUAUUGUUUGUAUUUAUCUUACUGAAGGGUUUAUUUUUUACCUUCUUGCAGAUAUUUAUUACAGUAUAAUCUCUUUUUUAAAGAAUAUUAAUCACACAAAAACAUUCACAAAAUAAAAUUCCAUUGGCUGAAAAAAAACUGCCAAAUUAUAUGCAGUUAACAUACCAAAUGUUUUUGCCAUUCCUUUAAGUUAAAAGCUCAAAAUGUGGUUGUGCAGGAGUGUACCAGAAAAAAACUGGAUGCUCAAUUAUGCCAAGACUAGAAAUUGUACAUGUAGUGGCAUUUAAAUUUAUAGUGUUUUUUACAUAUUCAAUCUGUACUUUAUUCUAUUAGUCUAUUGUUGAACUGAGUUUUGGUCUUUCAUUUCUUACAAAGGCUUUGUAGACAAUUUUAAUGUAUCUUUUCCAUGUUGACUUGGAUUAGCAGAUCAUCAAACGAAACUAAAACAUGAUACUACAAUGUUGGUAAGACUUUUUAUGUCCCCCACCACUAUAGUGGGGGGGACAUAUUGUUUUUGCCCUGUCCAUUGGUUUGUUUGUUCGUUUGCCCCAACUUUUACAUUUUGCCAUAACUUUUGCAAUAUUGAAUAUAGCAACUUCAUAUUUGGCACGCAUGUGUAUCUCGUGGAGCUGCACAUUUUGAGUGGUAAAAAGUCAAGGUCAUCCUUCAAGGUCAAAAAAAAUAAAUCCAAAAGAAGUAAUAAGCUUUAAAGGGAGAUAAUUAUCUGAAUCUGCCUAAUGAUAAGAAAAAAUCAAAGUGGCUCAGUAGGGGACAUAGUGUUUCUGACAAACACAUUUCUUGUUUUAAUUGAAAGUCAUGUGCAUUUAUUGAGUAAGCAAUUCCGUGUAUGGUUUUGAAAUCCAUGUUUCAUAACAGAGAAAUCCAUGUUGAGUAUAUUUGUUGGGUCUCAAAUUUGAAAUGUCUGAUAUAGACUUUGACGUAAGUGUUUGUUGAACAUUUUAUUUUGUUGUAAGUGGACAAAAAUCCACUGACAUUAGCGUCCAACAAGUAAAAUAGGUUUCCCUGUUAUUGCGAAAUGUCUUAUUUUUACCUUUUUUAAACAGAAAACUCUGGAUUCUAUAUUGCAGAUGUGAUGGGAAGUGGGCACUUAAGUGCAAAUUAAGUUAAGAUUACCUGUUGGAACUUUUUGAAUACCGGUACCAUGCCUGACUCAGCUAAUUUUGUUGAUGCUUGGUCGACUUAACUCUUUCAGUGCUGAAACCGAAUUUUGAAGGCCUUUGCAAACAGUUUGGAUCCAGAUGAGACGCCACAGAAAGUGGCGUCUCAUCAGGAUCCAAACUGUUUGCUAUUCUGAUAGUAUUCUUUAUAAAAAAAUCGAAGAAAAUGCUAAUUUUAGGAAUUCAGCAGACAGCAUUUUAGCAGACGACAAAUUUCCCAGCAUGCAAAGGGUUAACAGGGUUUUAUUGAAGUGUUGUGAAGGCAAUAUUACUGAGCAAUUCCUUGUUACGUGCAAUGCCUACGUUGUUUUAUUUUAUUUUAUAUUUAUACAUAUUCUUCUUUUGUUAUAAUGCAUGUUUGUUCUUGUAUUAAUACAUAUUUUAUCCAGUUCUACAAAUAUUAUAUAAUUAUGUUAUUAUCUUAUACAUUUACUUAGUGAUAAGACUUAUUCCUACAUGCCUGUUUGUUCCAAAGAGAAAGAUUUCUUACAAAGCUGCUGUUUUCAGCCUAACUGUACUCGAUUCAUAAAUAGCCUACUCAAUACUUGAUAAAUUCCAUCUCUUAGUUAAGGUGAAAGCAUUCCAAUGUACAGUGUGAUAUAUAAAUGUAUAUGAUAAAUUUCAGUACCAUUUGUCUGAAAAUACUACAUAAUAGUCACAGAUCCAUCUGGUAAUUCUUGUGUACAUGUGUAUGGCAAUGUAUUUCAUCAUACCAAUAAACUUGUUAGCUCUGU
Molecule: messenger RNA, 7957 nt
Organism: Dreissena polymorpha
Lineage: Eukaryota; Metazoa; Mollusca; Bivalvia; Myida; Dreissenidae
Product: protein unc-13 homolog B-like
Exons: 43
Coding region: 124-5676 (1850 amino acids)
Biological process (GO): presynaptic dense core vesicle exocytosis; synaptic transmission, glutamatergic; synaptic vesicle priming
Cellular component (GO): synaptic vesicle membrane; plasma membrane; terminal bouton
Molecular function (GO): diacylglycerol binding; calcium ion binding; calmodulin binding
Source: RefSeq, a predicted model, not a curated record